GUUUUUGAUUAAAGAAAUUCAAGACUAAAUUCAAAAUAAACUCAAAAAGUGAUGUUUUAAGUAAACGAUUGAAUCAAUUGAUUUGAAGACAAUAAUGAUUAACAGAGUGGUCACCAAUGUUUGUCACUCAAUGACUUUCAUCGCAAGACACCAUUCAUUGUCUCUCUGUUUUCCAAAGCACCGGCCAUUUGUCCGCUGUCUGUCCACUGCAUGUGAACCGAGACAUAUGAUUACCGACACGUUUCGGACACAAGAGUCACAUCCAUCGCAACACUCUUCACAACAUUUAGCGAUGUUUUAUACGAUACCACCCGAGUUGGCCAACAGAUUGUUUAUAUUAGGCGGUUGGGACAGACAACAACAAAACGCAUUCAAGACAUUCAAUGAGACCUCUAUUAUGGUUAGAAGUCCUGCACUCGAAGUCUUUGAAUAUUUGAAAAGAGCGGACUAUUCGCGACCAGUCAACAGAUAUGUCUUCUUUGGUCCAAUCGGUUCGGGAAAGACGUAUACAUUGAACCAUAUCUUGCAUUUCGGGUUCGAACACAAGUUUUUGUUGUUAUAUUGUCCGAACCCUUCAGAUUGGGUCCGAUAUCCCGAAGAAACGGCACAAUCACAGCAUAAGGUCGAACGCAUUGAUACACCGAUUGAUGCGGCCGUUUGGCUACAACUUUUCCGAACACAUAAUAGCCAUCUUUUGGAUGAACUCGAUUUAAGAGCGUCAAAGCAAUAUGUGUGGAGUCAGCGGGAGGUAACAGAAGCGGGAGAUCCACUCAAGAAUAUUCUGGAACACGGAAUUAAUCGUAUAAAACAUGCGUCCGAUUGUAUGGCUGUUUUGAUUAAAGAAAUUAAGACUCAAAGCAGUUCUCAAAAGUUUAAGACAUUAGUUAUUGUCGACAAAGUGAACGCUUUUUAUGAAAAAAGUAAAAUAAAAUAUCCGGACAGAAGUCUAGUUGAUAUCGACAACAUUACAAUCGCCCGGGCCUUCAAAAAAUUGUUUACUAAUGAUUGGUCAAAUGGUGCUGUCGUAGUGUCUGUAUGUAAGAAACUAAUAGUUCCCUACAGAAUAUUUAACUUCCCGGCACCGCUAAAGAAAGUAAAUACACGAACCCGAAGACAACUCGAUGCCGAACCUAUGACUGCUAAACAUUUAAGUGAUUUACCUCAAGAUUUAUUAACCAAUUUGGGUUUUAAAGAUUUUGAUCCAUUUGUUCCAAUAGAAGUAACACUUUAUGACGACAAAGAAAUGGAAAGUUGUCUCAACUAUUACACCGAUAGAAAAUGGAUUCAGAGAACAGCUGCCAAAUCACGUGAAGGCAGAAAUGAAAUCAAAUUUCUAACCGGUUUUAAUCCAUUAGAAACCUAUGAAUUUACAUCUGCUCUCUAAUAUCUAAUAGUUUUCUUAUUUGUCUUUUAA
Oppia nitens is the source of this 1414-nucleotide messenger RNA. It is a transcript of the gene mRpS29, whose product is annotated as 28S ribosomal protein S29, mitochondrial-like. Gene Ontology annotation, biological process: apoptotic process. Bases 95 to 1384 code for a protein of 429 amino acids. NCBI's taxonomy places the organism in Eukaryota, Metazoa, Arthropoda, Arachnida, Sarcoptiformes, Oppiidae. The transcript is spliced from 5 exons. Gene Ontology annotation, cellular component: mitochondrial small ribosomal subunit; mitochondrial ribosome. Gene Ontology annotation, molecular function: structural constituent of ribosome. The record is from RefSeq and is a predicted model, not a curated record.